UUUCGGAGGACCCUUAACAGCCGCUAAUUCCUUCUCACGUGAACAGCUCCAUGUGAGCGCGGAGUUGACAGUAUUUGGUCCACAAAAUAACUGUUUGCAUCCAAUCAUUAUCGUUAAGAAUAACAUGGAUAUUAUUGAAGAUGACGAGCAGUUAGGUGAGACGUCUGAGGAGAACAGCGAAUUAUCUGACGGAGAGCUUCAAGAUGCAUUCGCAAAGGGGUUGUUAAAGCCUGGGUUGAACUUUACAACACAAGAACCGAAGAAGAUUGUCAACAAUGUGGAGGGUUUGAAACAAUGCCUCGCCGACUUUCGUAAAAACACACUACCCUGGGUAGAGAGGCUGGACAUGGUCAAUCUCCCAGCUGAUGACAUCGUUGCCAAGUCCGAGGGCAGACUCGACAACAAGGCCAGCGGAGACAUCAACCCAGAUGACGACUUCCAGAGAGAGAUGUUCUUUUACCGCCAAGCCCAAGCAGCUGUUCUGGAGGCGAUGCCCCGGCUACUGAAGCUGAAGAUAGCCACCAAGAGACCUGAGGACUACUUUGCAGAGAUGGCCAAGUCAGACCAGCAAAUGCAGAAGAUCAGGAAGAAACUCAUCACGAAGCAGAUCAUGAUGGAGAAGUCGGAAAAGGCCAAGAAACUAAGAGAACAAAGGAAGUACGGCAAGAAGGUGCAAGUAGAGGUUAUUCAGAAGAGACAGAAGGAGAAGAAGGCCAUGAUGUCUGCUGUGAAGAGGUAUCAAAAAGGCAUGACUGACAAACUGGACUUCCUGGAAGGAGAUCAGAAGACCGCUAGAGGAGCUCCAGCUAAAGGAGGAGCUCCAGCUAAAGGGGGUGCAGGGAAAGGGUCAGGAGGCCAAACACCUGAUAAAAAGGCCAUGAACAAGAAAGGGCCCAAUGCUAAGAGGAAGUAUAAAGACCAGAGGUUUGGCUUUGGCGGGAAGAAGAGUGGAACCAAGUGGAACACCAAGGACAGCCACAACGAUGUGUCAGGGUUCCGAGCCAAGGUGGCUCAUGGGAAAGGAGGAAAGAGAGGGAAAGGAGGCAAUGCGGGACCAGGAGGAAGGGGCCCCACCAAAGGAGGGACUAAACGACCUGGCAAGAAUGCGCGCAAGAAGAUGAAGGGUCGCUCCUAAAGUGGUGGGUGCUAAAGGUCCUGCAGUCUGAUUGGUUCUUCGGUCUAUGGCAUCAGGCCAGGUUUGAACGUCGUCAUCGGUCUUGGGUUACCCACACUGCAUCCCAACUUCUGGAAGGAAAUAAUAUUAGAGAGAAGUGCUCUCUUUCUAUACUUAAUCGCGCACACACCACCCUUCAUGGAGCCCUUGGGGCAGUGGAAUGAUAUGGAUGCCUUUGAUGAUGCCCCAAGAUGUCCGCAUGCAUCCUGUCUCUCAGAAUGAUCCUUCCUGGAGUAUCACCAAGGAGGCUACAAGAUGUGGACAUGGCUGCAUGUGAGCUUUAGAAUGUCUCCAUAUGAAAACCGGACAGAGUGGGACCAAACAUGCCAAAUUAAACCCCUAACAUUAAUUUGGACAUCAAGAUACAAUUACAUUUUAUUACAGUCAGUAAAAUAAAAGAAAUCCAUGUUUCUUUUAAAGGAGAUCUUUAUACAUUGUUGUAAUGUGUGUAAGUUUGUGAAACUAUUUGCUGAAAGUGAUAACAAUGAUGAAGCCACUUCAAUAAAUGUAUAAUGUCAUCGA
Messenger RNA from Coregonus clupeaformis (lake whitefish), 1696 nucleotides. Its product is annotated as probable rRNA-processing protein EBP2. The record is from RefSeq and is a predicted model, not a curated record. Gene Ontology annotation, cellular component: preribosome, large subunit precursor; nucleolus; nuclear periphery. The transcript has 9 exons. NCBI's taxonomy places the organism in Eukaryota, Metazoa, Chordata, Actinopteri, Salmoniformes, Salmonidae. Bases 125 to 1135 code for a protein of 336 amino acids. Gene Ontology annotation, biological process: rRNA processing; ribosomal large subunit biogenesis.